AUGGCGGACGAGAAGCCAGAGACGUCAUCAUCGCCCUUUGUGGCGAUGUUUGAAGGCUUCCGUGCAGAGCUAGACGAACACCAUGAUCGACGAGAGAGAAUCAUCAAGGCGUCGCGUGACAUCACCGCGUCGAGCAAGAAGAUUAUCUUCACUCUCCAGAGGGUCCGCGCUGUCGGCCAAGCAGUACCACCGUGGGUCACCAAGAAAAAUGCAGAGUACUGGGAGACUAUUGAAGAUCGUUACAAGAAUAUUGCUGCCGACCUCCAAGGCCUCAACGCUUACCGCUACUCACACAAUAUCACGGGCGGCAACCAAGAAUUCAUGGAAGCACUUAGCUUUCAGCAUUACUUGGAGACACAAUCACUCAUUACGUAUGAUGAAGCCAAAUCCAGAAUUGCUACCAUGAGCGGCGAAGCUGGACCAAUUUCCUUCACGCCAGAAGACUACAUUCUCGGUGUUUGCGAUAUGACCGGCGAGCUCAUGCGUUUCUCUGUCACAAGCAUGGCUACCAACGGCAAGCUACCAUCCGGCAAACAAACAGAGUCAAACAAAAGGCUCAAGCAAGACAGCGAUCAGGAUGACGCUGGCGACAAGAUGGAUAUCGAUGAGCAAGCCCCAGCUGCAACUGAGACCCAGAAGCCACGGACGGUCUUGGAUGAUCUGAGGGCGAUCCGACUUCAACUCGAGAUGUUUGACGCACCGGGAGGUUCAAAAUUUGCAGCAGAGUUAGAGACAAAGAAGAUGCCUGUAAUGCGGGAGUGCGUGGACAAGGUAGAGAAGGGUCUUUACGGCUUGACUGUGCGUGGCAACGAGCGCCCCAAGGGCUGGAUGCCAGAUAUGAGCAGUGCUAGAGAGGUUGAGAGUUACUGA
Molecule: messenger RNA, 870 nt
Organism: Alternaria atra
Lineage: Eukaryota; Fungi; Ascomycota; Dothideomycetes; Pleosporales; Pleosporaceae
Exons: 3
Coding region: 1-870 (289 amino acids)
Cellular component (GO): nucleus; cytoplasm
Molecular function (GO): sequence-specific DNA binding; RNA endonuclease activity; RNA binding
Source: RefSeq, a predicted model, not a curated record